UUUGCACGGUUAAAYAUCUGUUAUCAGCUGAUUAAGCGUAAUCGAAGUUUAACCGUAGACGGUACAACUGGCCCUUACACUAUUACAUGAUACAUUCGAUCAGUGAGCACCUUCAGGCUUCAGCACCUGCUACUGGUGAAUGGCGAUAAGCUCUUUGGGAUUCAAUUCAAACGAGGUUUCGUAGUUUUAUUUUAGCGUUUAAGUGAUGAUCGUUUAUUAGACUUCGUCGACGUUUUCAAUACAAUUCAGAUAUAUUAUAUUGGUGAUGUCCAGUAACAUGCCAUCUGAGAUGAGCGUCGUUCCAAAUUUCAACAGUGAAAUGGUCGGUCAAAACACAAUGAAUGAGAAUAGAGUUGAAUACCCUGAUAGAGGUUGUCCAAUCCAAGAGCCAUUGUUAAACCCAGAAUUACCAAAGAGUCUUACUCCAUUGGACAAACCAUCAUGUUCCUCACAACAGGAACCAAUGUCCAAGGAAUAUAACCAGAGAAAUAACUUUGGUUUUUACGACAUGGAUGCACCAACAGGUUAUAAGCUCAAAGUCUGUAAUACAAAUUUCAAGAAAACUUCUAGUAAAGAGCAAAAAAUGGACUUACCAACAAAAUUCAAAGAGAUAAAACUGGACAACUCAAAAUCUCCUAUUACUAAACUCAAUGAAAUUAUGUUGUUAAAAAAGCAAGUAGUAGAAUAUAAGUGGGUUUCCGUAUCAGGCCAUGUACAUAAUCCAAUUUUUAAAUUUAUUGUUGAAAAUAAUGAAUUAUAUGCUUAUGGAGAAGGUGUGUCAAAAAAAGAAGCAAAGAAAAAUGCAGCUGCUGCAUUUUUGAAAAAAUUAGAUGAUAAUGAUGGAAACAACACCAUAACGUCAACUACUUCAAACAUUUCACCUAGCAAAGUUAGCCCUUUAGAGUAUAGCAAAGAAAACAUUUUAAAUGAAAUUUCAAAAUUAAACCCUAUUGGUGUGCUGCAAGAGUUGUGCAUGGCUCGUCAUUGGGAACUGCCCAAUUACAAUUUUCCUUGUGAUGAACACAAUGAUACACAUAAUAUUUGGUAUUCUGUGAUAUGUUCCCUUAGGGAAUUCCAAUCUUUAGGUGAAGGAAAAACAAAGCAAGCAGCUAAAAGACAAGCUGCUCAUAUCAUGUAUGAAAAAAUAAAAAAUGUUCCUUAUCAGAGUAGUCCUGAGGCUAAAGAAUUUGAAUAUCUAGAACCUAGUAAAUUCAUGUUAAACACUAAGGAAAUUAAUGAUUUAGAUCAUACAAAUAAUCUAAAACAUUUGGAAGUAUUCUUUAACCGAUUAAAGUUAUCUCAAAACCAAAGUUUAAACAAACUAAGGAAUACCAACUCUACGAUUGAAAUAAGAAAAAAUGCCAUUGAAAUUUUGAGUGCAAUCGCUAAAGAAGAAAAUUUUAAUAUUACAUAUGUACUGAUGACAAAGAAAUCAUCUGAUAUUGGAAUGUUAGUGCAAUUAACCGUCACUCCUCUGCUGUUGUUUAUCGGUAAUGGCAGAUCAACGACAGAAGCUCAAGAAACGGCUGCCUUUGUUGCUUUAUCAUACAUAAAACUUUUAUUAGAUUAAUAAACCUAUUUAAAACUUGCACAUUGCACAUACUUAAUAAUGUAAUAAAUUCAUUUGUGCUUAAGAAUAGUUUAUAUGAUAUUAGUAUAAUGCUAAAUAUUGCAACUUUCUACAUUAUGGUCACAUGUUUUCUAUAAUUUAAUUUAAAAUGAUUUAUAAUAUUUAUUUGUUGAAUCAUAAACACUAUACAUUUUUUCCUUUGUAGCAUAUCAUAUUUAUACCAAAAUUAUGUAGUGUAUUUAUUUUCCUAAGUAGACAUUUAGUUUUAUCUCCCU
This is a messenger RNA of Diuraphis noxia (Russian wheat aphid), 1845 nucleotides long. Its product is annotated as interferon-inducible double-stranded RNA-dependent protein kinase activator A-like. The record is from RefSeq and is a predicted model, not a curated record. Gene Ontology annotation, biological process: regulation of regulatory ncRNA processing; siRNA processing. Lineage: Eukaryota; Metazoa; Arthropoda; Insecta; Hemiptera; Aphididae. Gene Ontology annotation, molecular function: double-stranded RNA binding; siRNA binding. Gene Ontology annotation, cellular component: RISC-loading complex; nucleus; cytoplasm.